AUGCUGUACAGAAAGAUUAAUGCAUAUUUUUGUCCAAUUAUCUACGGUAGUCAAUCACCCAGGUCGACCAAUCCCAUACUCGGAUCCGAUCAAAUUCCAUGCUGGAUCGUAUCGAAACUCGGCGAUGCGGCAAAAUUCUAUCGGAUUCCCGGUGACGGUGUUGCUUUAGAUUCCAUCGAUGUCGGAUCCUAUCGGACACAGUAUUGA
Messenger RNA from Adineta ricciae, 207 nucleotides. Lineage: Eukaryota; Metazoa; Rotifera; Eurotatoria; Adinetida; Adinetidae. The record is from the annotation of a GenBank genome assembly.